AUGGUGCUCGAGGAGUAUACCUAUGUCUUCGUCAUCGGCACUUUGUUUGCCAUGCUCGAUGCCUACAACAACGGCGCAAACGAUGUUGCAAACGCAUGGGCGACCAGUGUCUCGUCGAGAUCCAUCUCGUACAGACAGGCAAUGGUCUUUGGCACUGUAUUCGAGAUGCUCGGCGCCAUCACUGUAGGCGCCCGGACGGCCGACACCAUCAAGAACGGCAUCAUCCCGAACUCGGCCUUCCAGGACAACCCCGGCGUCCAGAUGCUCGCCUUCACCUGCGCCCUCGCUGCCGCAUCUUCCUGGGUCAUGUGGUGCACAAAGCACUCGGCUCACGUCUCGUCAACCUACUCGCUCAUCUCCGCCGUCGCUGGUGUCGGUGUCGCCACCGUCGGCGCCAAGGAGGUUCAGUGGGGAUGGAACGGCGGCAAGGGUCUCGGUGCCAUCUUCGCCGGCCUGGGCAUGGCACCCGCCAUUGCCGCCGGCUUCGGCGCCAGCAUCUUCAUGCUGAUCAAGGUUCUCGUCCAUAUGCGCAAGAACCCCAUGAAGUGGGCUGUUUACUCGUCGCCCUUCUGGUUCCUUGUCGCCGGCACCAUCUGCACGCUGUCCAUCGUCUACAAGGGCUCGCCCAACCUCAAGCUGAACAAGAAGCCUGGCUGGUACGUGGCGGCCGUGACAGUGGGCACUGGCUGCGGUGUCGCUGCGCUGGCGGCCAUCUUCUUCGUUCCCUUCGUGUACGCCAGGAUCAUCAAAAGGGACUACACGGUCAAGUGGUGGAUGUUCGUCCAGGGUCCUCUGCUCUUCAAGCGGCCCGCCCCUGCCGAUGCCGACCGGGCCAAGGUCCCCAACUACGCCGUCGUCCAGCAUGACGAUGAUGAUGAGCCCUCGACCACUGCACCUGGCUCCAAGGCGGCUUCCGAGAGCGGCGACGAGGCCAUCAUGACCAUUCCGGCAGGCGACGCGAACGAGAAGCGAAUCGUUGCGGCGACCGAGACCCGGAAACCGACGUACAAGGAGCUGCAGGAUCAGGGCGAGGAGCGACUUCACGCGAAACUGCGCAAGAAGAGUGGCCCAAUCGGCUGGGCGAUGCGCACACUGCAUGAGAACCCCAUGGGGCCCGGCCAAAUCUACGAAUCGCACAACGUCAAGAUCCUGAUGAAGCGCAUCCCGGCCAUGCUCGUGUGCGGCGCCCUUUACGGCCUGCACUACGACAUCCACGCGUCGCAGACGGGCAUCGAGGGCACGCCCGAUGGCGCGCGCAUGCAGCGUGUGUAUGCGAACGCGGAAAAAUACCCCAACGAGGUCGAGCACACGUACUCGUUCGUCCAGGUCCUGACUGCGUGUACCGCGUCUUUCGCGCACGGCGCCAACGAUAUCGGCAACUCGGUCGGUCCGUGGGCCGUCAUCUACUCGGCCUGGAAGACGGGCGAUGCCGCCGCGGCAAAGGCCCCCGUGCCCGUCUGGCAGCUCGCCGUCCUCUCCGCCACCAUCUCUCUCGGUCUCAUCACUUAUGGCUACAACAUCAUGAAGGUCAUGGGCAACAAGAUCACUUACCACUCGCCUAGCAGAGGUUGCUCCAUGGAAAUGGGCGCUGCCAUCACGGUGCUCGUCUUCUCGCAGUACUCGCUGCCCGUGUCGACGUCCAUGUGCAUCACCGGCGCCACGGUAGGCGUCGGUCUCUGCAACGGCACUCUCAAGGCUGUCAACUUCCAGCGUGUCGGCCUGCUCGUUUUCUCCUGGAUCAUGACCAUCCCCGUCGCCGGCACCAUCGGUGGCGUGCUCAUGGGUCUGUUCCUCAACGCCCCACACUUCCAAUAA
This is a messenger RNA of Diplodia corticola, 1815 nucleotides long. RefSeq names its product sodium phosphate. Bases 1 to 1815 code for a protein of 604 amino acids. Gene Ontology annotation, biological process: phosphate ion transmembrane transport. The transcript is spliced from 3 exons. The record is from RefSeq and is a predicted model, not a curated record. Gene Ontology annotation, cellular component: membrane. Lineage: Eukaryota; Fungi; Ascomycota; Dothideomycetes; Botryosphaeriales; Botryosphaeriaceae.